UUGAUCUUCUUCAUCCAAUCGUUUAGCAGCUCUGCGCUAAAAUUCAUGCUAUUUGCUGGUGUGGUGCCUUUAUUGUCAUAUCAAUCGACGUGAAACAUUUUUGUCAAAAUAAAGGUGUAAACAAUAAAUCGAAAACAAUGGCAUCGAUGCGGAUGAAGGCAGCCAAAUGUCCUUCUGAUGAGUUAGCCAUCACAAACUGUGCCCUGAUCAAUCCCGAGGACUUCCCCAGUGACACAAAACAUAUUGAAGUAGCUACAGGCCCAUCACAGCACUUUGUGUUCAGUAUCAGAUUCUACAAUGGGGUGGACAGGGGUACUGUGGGCUUUUCAGCCCCACAAAGAAAGUGGGCUACUCUUUCCAUUGGUCAGACAAUUGAUGUAAAGAUUUUCAAGCCUCAGAAUGCGGAAUGCCUGUGCAAUGUAACCUUGGAAGCUGAUUUCCUAGUCAAGAAAACCACAACACUGGACCCGUACGACUCAGAGCAAAUGGCGCGGGAGUUCCUCCUCCAGUUCGCGAACCAGGUGUUCUCCGUGGGCCAGCAACUCGCCUUCUCCUUCCAGGACAAGAAGAUCCUCUCUCUCAUCGUUAAGAACUUGGAAGCGGUGGAUGUUCAGGCAAUGGCUCAGGGAGCUAAAGUGAUCCCGCGCAGGGUCCGCAUGGGGCGGCUGCUGCCUGAUGCCAAUGUGCAGUUCGACAAGGCUGAGAACUCCAGCCUCAACCUCACCGGCAAGGCUAAAGGCAAACAACCUCGCCAGUCCAUCAUAAACCCAGACUGGGAUUUCGGCAAGAUGGGCAUCGGCGGCUUGGACAAAGAGUUCAACGCGAUCUUCAGACGGGCGUUCGCGUCACGAGUCUUCCCGCCAGAGGUCGUGGAACAAUUAGGAUGCAAACACGUAAAGGGUAUACUACUGUUUGGGCCGCCCGGUACCGGCAAAACGUUGAUGGCGCGGCAGAUCGGGAAUAUGCUCAAUGCACGGGAGCCGAAGAUUGUCAAUGGGCCGCAAAUAUUGGACAAAUAUGUUGGUGAGAGCGAGGCCAACAUUAGAAGGCUGUUUGCUGAUGCCGAGGAGGAAGAGAAGAGGUGCGGCCCCAACAGCGGCCUACACAUAAUAAUCUUCGACGAGAUCGACGCCAUUUGCAAAGCGCGAGGUUCAGUUGGCGGGAACACUGGCGUGCACGACACCGUCGUCAACCAACUGCUGUCCAAAAUUGAUGGCGUGGACCAACUAAACAACAUCCUGGUGAUCGGCAUGACCAACAGACGGGACAUGAUAGACGAAGCCCUAAUGCGGCCGGGCCGUCUCGAGGUGCAGAUGGAAAUCGGUUUGCCGGACGAACACGGUCGCGUGCAGAUCCUCAACAUUCACACCAAAAGGAUGAGGGAAUAUAAAAAGAUUGCUGAUGAUGUUGAUGCAAAGGAACUGGCCGCCCUGACGAAGAACUUCUCCGGCGCGGAGCUGGAGGGGCUGGUGCGCGCGGCGCAGUCCACGGCCAUGAACCGCCUGAUCAAGGCCAGCAGCAAGGUGGAGGUGGACCCGGAGGCCAUGGAGAAGCUCAUGGUGGAGCGCGGGGACUUCAUGCACGCCUUGGAGAACGACAUCAAACCUGCCUUCGGUACAGCAGCGGAGGCUCUGGAGAACUUCCUUACUCGCGGCAUCAUCAACUGGGGACCUCCGGUGACUUCCCUCCUGGAAGACGGACAGCUUUAUAUCCAGCAGGCGAGGGCUACUGAAGCUAGUGGUCUUGUAUCGGUGCUGUUGGAAGGGCCGCCGAACAGCGGUAAAACAGCAUUGGCGGCGCAACUCGCAAAGCUUUCAGACUUCCCGUUCGUGAAGGUGUGCUCACCUGAAGACAUGAUCGGCUUCACUGAGUCUGCCAAGUGCUUGCAGAUAAGGAAGUACUUCGACGACGCAUACCGCUCCAGUCUAUCCUGCAUUCUAGUCGAUAACAUCGAACGUCUACUAGACUAUGGUCCCAUCGGCCCUCGAUACUCCAACUUGACACUGCAAGCCUUGCUGGUUUUGUUAAAGAAACAACCGCCCAAGGGCAGGAAACUGCUCAUUCUGUGCACCAGCAGUCGCAGACAAGUCCUAGAAGACAUGGAGGUGCUGUCAGCAUUCACGGGUAUAUUGCACGUGCCCAACCUGUCUUCGCCGGAGCACGUGAUAGCGGUGCUGGAAGAGAGUGACGCCUUCUCCAAGCGGGACUUGCUCAAGAUACAGAGCGACAUGCGAGGCGCCAAGGUAUUCAUCGGCAUCAAGAAGCUCCUAGCCCUGAUCGACAUGGUGAAGCAGACGGACGAAGAGUACCGAGUAUUCAAGUUCCUCACCAAAAUGCAAGAGGAAGGCGCGCUAGACCUCGGCACCACCAUACAAUAAGACUCAUUGCAACCUUAGGGAUUACAUGCGCAUACCCUCAUGCCCUCACCAGAUCACACUAAUGCACAUAUCUACUCAUCUAAACUCACUACUAAAGUUAAUGAAUGCACGCCGUGCGCCUCUGACUUGAAGAGUUUCGAAAUAGACUACGACGAUAUCAGUGACUGCGCCGAAUCUUUGGCAGACAGCUAUCACAAAAGAGGCAGGACGGCUAAAGGCAACGAACUAUCCCCCGCCAAAAUGCCUCUAAUGAGAAUACGCAGCGUCGAAAUCGUUUUCGAAGACGAAAUGUCAACGUGCACAGACACAGGUCUUUUGGAUCGAAGCAUCGAACUUAUUGUUUCUGAUAGCGAUGAUUCUACUAAAUGCGUGGAUGACUUAGAACAUUUGCAGGUCGAGAGAGAUGACUCAGUGACUCUUAACGCCGAGGCAGACUUAUCGGACGAUAAUUCGUACAAUAAAGAAGUCAUCGAGGAGUUACCAUUGGUAGAGACGCCACAGUCAAGUUGUUUCCGUGAGGUUGACGAUACUUUUCACGCACCAAAUGUGACGUCAGUCGAGGCGAACGAGUCUGCGAAUGAUGACGUCACGUUUUCUUUAAACUCCUCGGAUGUAGUCGACUCCGGGCGGUACACUGAAGACGCCAGUUCGUCGCAUUUCGAGUCUCUUCCUAUAUUAGCAUACGAAGAUGCUUUGCUUUCUCAUUCGUUUGACGUGAUUGAUAAAUCGACGGCGUAUGAUAUGUCAGAAGUUUGUAGUAUAAGUACUGAUGGUCAACCCAAACUGUUGCUAGAGUAUAUAGACAGCAACAGCGAUAGUUCGGACAACACGGCCGUGUGCGAGGAUCCACCCAUGAAAUAUUUGUAUCAAGACAUACCAGGCUCUAUUGAAGAUCCUAACGCAUGCGACAGCAACGAUUUACAAUACGACUCAUUUAUAGAUAUGGGAAAGUUCUAAAAAAUAUUAUCAAAUUGUCCGCUGAAAUACAAUAUUGCUUCGUUUAUAUUUAAUGGAAUAUUAAUGAAUGCUUAUGCUUGUGAUGUGAGUACGCUACGCACGUGCGUUUGUAUUGGGGCUGUACCGUGAGAUAUAUACGAAACGACCGCACUUUGUGACCGACUUUGUUUUCGUACGCAAAUCGUGCGUACUAUUAACCUGAGCUAUUCUGACACUUUAUAUACCUUUAUUACACAGCUUUUGCACUGAGGGGGGCUUGGAGGUAUGCGGCUCCCGUAACCAUGUCAUUUCCCUCAUUAGUCCCGUUCUAGCCAAUCUUUUGUAUAGUAUAUUCUUUGUAAAUAAAAAUGUACCUUCCAGUAGUCAAUAACAGUAUUUAUAGUUGAAUAUAUAAUGACAUGGUUACAGAAAUCCCAGGGUUGUAAGUCUAGGCAAUAGCUCAAUUAACGACAUUGUAUUAUAUUUUUUUAAGUAGCUAUUUUUUAUUUAUUUGUUAAUAAAAUGUGAUACAGCUUGACGCUGUUUAUUGUGUUAAAUACUUAAUAGGUAUACUUUGAUUAUUAUGUAAUAAUACAAAUAGAUGUUUAAGAGAAUGUUGUCAAUAUUGUAGUAUUAUAAACUAUGUAUUUGAGGAUAUUGUUGUGACAAGCUUUUAAUGACUUGCAUUAUUAGCAUUGAGUACAAUUAAAGAUAACGUUAAAUGCUAGAAAUAUCUUGCACAUCUUGUAAAGGACACAGUCAAUUAAUGGUUGAGAUAUAUUGUUCUGAUUGGAAGAAUAAGAUCCAUGGCAAUGAGUCUCAUAUUUGAAACUCCAGAAUAGUGAAUUGAGUGGAGAUAGCAUUUAUGACUUAAUAUAUUAAGUCAUAUUUAAAAUCAAAAUUAAUUGAAUAGCCAUAAAAUUAUAAUAAUAUAUACAUAAGUAAUGACUAUUAUAUUGCACUUAAAGUUACAUCUUGUAAUUUUUUUGUUUAGAGGAUUUAUUAUAAAUGUUAUCGUUAUAAUCUCUCUUGUUGCUAAAGGUAUUUAUUGUUGCCACCAUGUUUUUUGCAUUGUUGUGAACAGGGCUCAAACUGUUUUUGGGUAUAACCAGAGUGAAACACUUCCGCGAGCGUUAACGCCUCCGAGAUUAACCUGGUUGAUUCCAAUACCCGCAUAAUAAGGACGACGCUAUGUUUUAUCUCUUUAUUAUUCUCUGUGUAUGGUGAGUGGCUGGAAACGAGCAAGAGCGAGAACUCAUUUGGAACUGAUAAAUGUAACCAAAAUCGAAAUGAAAAUGUUUGUGGAUCAGAAGCCAAAGCGCUUUUAUCAAAAAGUGAGAUGAACGCCAAUUGAUUCCAUAAAGUAACCAGGUAUCCGAGCCCUGUCAUGAAUUGAAUGGUGUUACAUUCCAUUGUCACUCAUAGUCUCAUAUCUUUUAUAGUAAAGUGAUAUGAUAUGGCUGGGGUUUUUUUUUUCGUCUAUUGGAGAUAGCUUAUAGAUCAUGUUCUAGAACUGUAGUGAUGUAUUUUAUCUCACUGUUUUAUCUGCUGAAUGUGAAGUUAUUUAAAAAAUAACAGUUUUAACAUAGCCACUUGUUAUUAAUUCAUCUAUUUUAUUGAAUAAGCUUGCUGUAAUUCAGUAUUACGAAAUCCCAUCAAUUAAUAUCGACUGAUAAAAUCUAUAUUAAUUAUGUACCUACGUGAUUUACUAUUUUUUGUAUUUGAUUAGGAAGUCGUUCUGACUGAAAAUUUUUUGAUAAAAAAUAUCUAAAAUUACUUUCGAAAUAGCUAGCUAGAAUUACGGUUUGGUAUGGGCCAAACCUAGCUUAAAUAAAAAAUGUUACUAGAUCCAUAAAGUUGAGCAUAUGCAAAAAUAAUGGAUGAGGGACAAGUGGCUAUGUAGUCAAUGUUUAGGCCUCAAUCUGUUCAAUAAAAUGAUAUAAUGGAA
Molecule: messenger RNA, 5262 nt
Organism: Plodia interpunctella (Indianmeal moth)
Lineage: Eukaryota; Metazoa; Arthropoda; Insecta; Lepidoptera; Pyralidae
Product: vesicle-fusing ATPase 1-like
Exons: 16
Coding region: 138-2378 (746 amino acids)
Biological process (GO): Golgi to plasma membrane protein transport; SNARE complex disassembly; intra-Golgi vesicle-mediated transport
Cellular component (GO): Golgi stack
Molecular function (GO): ATP hydrolysis activity; ATP binding
Source: RefSeq, a predicted model, not a curated record